Jaminaea rosea is the source of this 1452-nucleotide messenger RNA. RefSeq lists its product as hypothetical. The transcript is spliced from 2 exons. Lineage: Eukaryota; Fungi; Basidiomycota; Exobasidiomycetes; Microstromatales. The coding region runs from base 1 to 1452 and encodes 483 amino acids. The record is from RefSeq and is a predicted model, not a curated record.
AUGCCAACAGCAUGGCGCUUCGAUCCUCUCCAGCCGCUCGAGGCCUCGCACACCUGGCCAGCUCCAGCAGCGGACAUGGCUGCAGCUACUACCUUUCUGCGUCGCCUUCUCCCCUCAGCCGCCUCCAGCCCCUCAACGUCGGCUGACGCUCCCAUCGCCCUCUCAAUGGAUACACCCCUCGUCCUCCUCCCGGACAAAGACGCCGAUGGUCUCUGCUCUACGCAAGUAUUGCAUCGCACUCUUCUGCAUCUCGGUGUACCUCCGGAGCACAUCAAGAUCCAUCAUCUGAGCAAGGCAACGCAUGCUGCUUCCAGGUCGGAGACGGACAAGAUCAAGGCCUUGAACCCGGCCGCAGUCAUAUUGCUCGAUCAGGGGAGUCGACCUGGCCCUCCUCUGUUGGGCAAAGACACACCGCCUGUACUAGUCAUCGAUCACCACUACCUCCACCCGGGAGAAGGAGGACCAGAAGGAUCUCUCAUGCUGAACGCGAGCCAUUCACUGCCAGUAGCCACCUCUGCGCUCCUUACUUGGUGCCUCUGCCGCCCUCUCUGGUCCGAUGUAGACAGCAAGGACACCAGCGAGCUCGCCGCUACCUCGAUUGACUGGCUAGCCGUCUUGGGUACAUGUGGCGAUCUAUCAGUAAACGUAGCAUGGGACCCUCCCUGGCCCGACCUCUCACCGGAGAUCAAGCGAUGGACAAAGAAGCGAAUCGGUACCGCAGUCGCCCUCCUCAAUGCUCCGCGUCGCACACCAGAUUUCGACGUCGCAACGGCCUAUGCCUCUCUGGCUGCUGCGCCCGAUCCACUGGCCUUGCUCGAUCCCCACAAGAACAAACACGCCCAAAGGCUGUACGACGCCCGUAAUGCCGUGGGGGAGGAGGCGGAGCGUUGUACGCAUACGCCGCCCAAGUUCGCAAAGGACGGUAGGCUGGCGGUGUUGUUCAUCAACUCAGCCUAUCAGGUCCAUCCAGGUAUUGCGACCCGCUGGAGUGGAGCAUUGCGAGGCGCAAAAAAGCUGCAAGUGGUCAUGUGCGCCAACACAGGGUACUCGCCUACGGGAACUCACACCCACUUCUCCUGCCGUAGAGCGGGUGCGGCUUUGAAGAGAGGGGAGGAUCCGAACAUUAUUGAGCUCCUACACGAGUAUGCUGCGCGCGAUCCACAGUUCCUCAACGAUGCCAAGGGAGCGAAAGCUCUCAACUUCGCGCGAGGCCAUCGUGAGGCUUCUGGGGGCAUUCUGCCGCACAAGUUGUGGGAGCGCUUUGUUGAGCUUAUGGAAAUCGGCGUGUCUGCCGAUAAGAGCGAGGCGGGUAGUAGCAGCGGAGGCGGGCAGAAAACGUCGCCCAGCAAAGCCGGGCAGAAGACGAAGCUGACUAGCUUCUUUGCAGCGAAGGGAGCCAAGAAGGAGGAUUCGAAUGACAAGAAGGUCAAGGUUGAGGAGUCAGCAGCAUAA